This is a messenger RNA of Pelobates cultripes (western spadefoot toad), 276 nucleotides long. The record is from the annotation of a GenBank genome assembly. Lineage: Eukaryota; Metazoa; Chordata; Amphibia; Anura; Pelobatidae.
CGCUGCUGUCUGGAUUGCUCGCCCUUCAUCUGAGCUGGGCGCUCACCAGGAGGAACUCCUCCACAGCCUGCCAUACCCUCAGGGAGAAGAUCGUGAAUCGGUGGAACCCUGGGCCCACGAUCCUGUUGAUGGGAUCAAUGACCAACAGGCCGAAGACAAGUGGUCUCUAGAAGCAACAACACCACGAAUCAGCCAACCUCAUAGCCGGAGAAGGCAUCUCAGCAGACCAGAGAAGGUCUCCAACCCAGCAGAGAAUCAAACGACUUCCCUCCCGAG